This is a messenger RNA of Trifolium pratense (red clover), 717 nucleotides long. RefSeq lists its product as uncharacterized. The transcript has a single exon. The coding region runs from base 1 to 717 and encodes 238 amino acids. NCBI's taxonomy places the organism in Eukaryota, Viridiplantae, Streptophyta, Magnoliopsida, Fabales, Fabaceae. The record is from RefSeq and is a predicted model, not a curated record.
AUGGCUACUGAGGAUAUUAUCGGUAACAGUUCUGUUGGUGCUACAGAGAAACCUUUUAAGUUUGAAGGCCUGCACUUCAAACGCUGGCAACAGAAGAUGUAUUUCUUCCUAACUCUGAAAAAGGUAGUGAAUGUUCUCAAUGAGGACAUACCUGUUCUUCCUGAUGCUUCUGCUUUUGGAACGAAUGAAUUGACUGUCACCAAUGGUGGUGAGAAACCUGUGAAUGACAAAGAUAAGGAUCAAAUUGAUUCUGCUGCAGCACAGGUUAAAGCUCAAAAGCUUCAGCUGCAAAAAGAGAUACACCUCUGGAAAGAACAUGAUUAUUUAUGUAAGAACUAUAUUAUUAAUGGACUUGCUGAUGACUUGUAUGAUUAUUAUCGAUCAUACAAUACUGCUAAAGAUGUGUGGGAGGCUCUGACCAAAAAGUAUGACACUGAAGAAGCUGGUGCAAAGAAAUAUGUUGUGAGCAGGUACUUAAAGUAUCAGAUGGUUGAUGAAAGGUCUGUUGAAGCACAGUCUCAUGAAAUUCAGAAGAUUGCACAUGAAAUUAUUACUGAAGGUAUGCCUCUUGAUGAACAGUUUCAAAUUGCUGUUAUUAUUGACAAACUGCCCCCUUCUUGGAAAGAUUUUAAAAACAUUCUUCAUCACAAAACUAAAGAAUUUUCAAUUGAAAGCUUGAUUACUCGCCUCCUUAUUGAGGAAGAAUCUCACAGGUAA